Messenger RNA from Onthophagus taurus, 1202 nucleotides. NCBI's taxonomy places the organism in Eukaryota, Metazoa, Arthropoda, Insecta, Coleoptera, Scarabaeidae. The record is from RefSeq and is a predicted model, not a curated record.
AUUUUUAUUCUAACAAGUUAAUGUAUUACAAAAUUAUUUUAUCGAAGUUAACCCAAGAUAAAAGGAUUUAUUUCCUAAUUACCCAACAAAGCCAUUUAUCACAAAACUCGUCACCAAAAACAUUUUAGCAUUCAACCACUAAUGAUAAUGAACAACGGUUCUAUAAAACGAAGGUUGUGAUCAAAGUUCAUUUUGCACACAAACUUAACACCGACCAGUUUUUACUUUCAUCGGCGCUUGCAGUAGCUGUUCGAUUUUUUUCAAGUGUUUGAUUACAUUUUUAUAUUGUUUACUUUCGAUUUAAUAACGGUUUUUAUCUUUUCAACAAAGAUAAUGAGAGACGAUUAAAAAGAGAUUUAAGCCACCGAACCAUCGCCUUGACAGACUUAUUUUUGUUUUUGUGUUCGUCGCGUUGUGCGUGAUCUGUGUAUUUAGAAUGAAUAUUUCCCGGCUAAAAUUAAUUACUUUCGACGUAACGAACACGUUGUUAAAGUUACGUUCCAGUCCCGGCAAACAAUAUGGUGAAAUUGGCGCGAUUUACGGUGUAUUACGAGAUGAUAACAAGUUAGCGGAGAACUUUCGGAAACAAUGGCAAAAAAUGAACAGGGAGUAUCCAAAUUUUGGAUUAAGGUCGGGUUUACAUUGGUCGGAUUGGUGGAAACAAGUCGUUAAAGGAACGUUUGCGGAUACGUCCUAUUCCAUUGAAGAUAGCAAACUGGAUCAUAUUUCAACACAUCUUAUUGAUUUAUAUAAAACUUCUAUAUGUUGGCAACCGUGUUUUGGUGCUAAAGACUUGUUAAUUUAUUUAAGCAAAAAAGAAGGAUUAACAAUAGGAGUUAUUUCAAAUUUUGAUCCUCGGUGUAGUACAGCUUUAGAAAAUACCAAGUUGAGGGAGUAUUUAAAAUUUGUUUUGACAUCUUACGAAACUGGUUAUGAAAAACCUGAUCCUAGGAUUUUUGAAAAAGCGAUGGAAACGUCUGGAAUUCCCGACUUAAAACCUGAACAAUGUUUACAUAUUGGGGAUAGGGCGAUGAUUGAUUAUUCCGGGGCUAAAAGUGCUUAUUGGAACGCUAUUUUAGUCAAUGAUAAGCAUCCUGAAGAAAUUCGCCAAAAAUAUCCUUACGUCGAUUUAAAAUUAAUUUUUCAAAAUUUGUAUGAUUUACAUGUGUAUUUUAAAAAUAUGAAAUAAAUGUUAUUUACAA